GUUGUUUUGAGGUACCGUGUACGGGAUCGUUUUGAUUGUUUGCUGUGUUUGGUGUUUGGACAACAUUAUCUACAUAAAGUACAAUAGAUACCGAUUUCUUAGCCGAAGAUGAGUAAACGACUUUAUAAUCCUGCAAAUCAGAGAGACGCAGAAGAGUUAUUAGCUGUUUUAAAUGACUUGGAUUCAGAUGAUGAGUAUUACGAAGACUUCGAUAAUGCUGACCAGUUAGAUUUUGUGCUACUUCCUCCCGUGGAUGGUGAGGACAGCGAUCAAGAUGAUGGGCCUAGUGAUGAUGAACUUCCGCCGCUUAUUACUGAUUUAGGAAGAGGAUUGUUAGCUCAGUUUCAGUUAGGUCCACCAGGUUACGGGGUUGCGGCUGAGUGCAUCAACAUGGCACAUCUUGUUGCCAGGGCGGUGUUUGAUUUCGAAGUCAUAAUCUAG
Messenger RNA from Agrilus planipennis (emerald ash borer), 441 nucleotides. RefSeq lists its product as uncharacterized. Bases 109 to 441 code for a protein of 110 amino acids. The record is from RefSeq and is a predicted model, not a curated record. NCBI's taxonomy places the organism in Eukaryota, Metazoa, Arthropoda, Insecta, Coleoptera, Buprestidae. The transcript is spliced from 4 exons.